Messenger RNA from Dioscorea cayenensis subsp. rotundata (Guinea yam), 986 nucleotides. RefSeq names its product sphinganine C4-monooxygenase 2-like. Bases 79 to 864 code for a protein of 261 amino acids. The record is from RefSeq and is a predicted model, not a curated record. NCBI's taxonomy places the organism in Eukaryota, Viridiplantae, Streptophyta, Magnoliopsida, Dioscoreales, Dioscoreaceae. Gene Ontology annotation, molecular function: iron ion binding; oxidoreductase activity. Gene Ontology annotation, biological process: lipid biosynthetic process. The transcript is spliced from 2 exons.
CAUAUACACACACACACACUACUCCAUAGAAUCCCACAUCAUCUUUCUCUAGCUAUCUCUCUCUAUCUCUCUUUCACAAUGGAUGAGUUCUUUAGUUCAGAUGAAUUCAUGGUGAUGAUUGUCCCACUCAUAGUUUACUGGGUUUAUUCAGGCUUGUAUGAGAUGCUUGGCUCUUUAGACAACUAUAGACUCCAUUCCAGAAGAGAUGAAGAUACCAAGAACUUAGUUUCCAAGCUUGAUGUCUUCAAAGGAGUUCUUUUCCAACAAAGUCUUCAAGCUGCCACUACAUUCCUCAUCUUCAAGUUAACACAUGAUCCCAAUCAAUCUAAAACAACCAGCACAAGUACUACAUCAUCUUUUCCGACACUGGCUCGGCAAAUCUUCGUCGCAAUGUUCGUAUUGGAUGCAUGGCAAUACAUGGUUCACCGGUGCAUGCAUUCAAACAAGUUCUUGUACAGAAACUUCCACUCAUGGCAUCACAGGGUUGUUGCACCCUAUGCUUUUGCAGCUCAGUACAACCACCCUUUGGAUGGAUUUUUCACAGAGGCUUUAAGUGGAGCUAUGGCCUUCUUCAUCUCAGGGAUGUCAGCAAGGACAUCAAUCUUCUUCUUCUCAUUUACAACCAUUAAAGGGAUUGAUGAUCACUGUGGUCUUGUUUUGCCAUGGAAUCCAUUUCAGUUGUUGUUCAGUAACAACACUGCUUAUCAUGAUGUGCAUCACCAGCUUUCUGGAAGCAAGUGUAACUUCUCACAACCUUUCUUUGUUGUGUGGGAUAAGGUUUUUGGGACUUAUGCUCCUUAUAGUAUUAAAAAGAGAGAAGGUGGUGGAUAUGAAGCAAGGGUCUUAAAGAGUUGUGAUAAUUAGUACUGGUGUAGGUGAAACCGUAAAAGUUGUUUAGCUUUAACAGUGAGGUAAGAUAAAGGAACAAACGGGCUUGUCAAGUUGUACUUACAAAGUCAGACAUUGUGUCGAGACAUCUUCAUGUA